GGCAGCAUGAUGGCUUCAAGUCAGAUCCUACAGUGUUUUCUAAACCAGCUUCUCCUGCUGCGUCUGACUCCGAUUUGGGCAGUAAUAGGUCUCUUGUUUGUCACAGUGUGGCCAACUGUUGCUCAGCUUCAGCUCAAAGGGGAGGUUGGUCAAAACGUGACUUUUGACUGCCCCAGAGACAAAAGCAAGGAAAUUAAAUUAUUCUACCUUCAGAAAGACACGGUAUAUGUGAAUGGCUACCAUGUAAAUAAACCUCUAAGUGAGUCAUGGGAGAACACCGAACGGGACGACUGGACAACUGUGCAUAUGUACAGAUUAAAUAUCUCACACCAAGGAACCUAUUUUUGUAUUAUCCAAUACACUGACAAUCAGCUUGAUGAUAAACAACAAAUACACCUCAGUGUCACAGCCAACUACAGCAAGCCUACAGUCACAGUGUCCUGUGAUAAAAACCAUGAAUAUGGCGGUUGCCUGGUGAGAUGCGCCUCACAAGGUGGAUACCCACGCAACAAGAUGAUGUUGAACAGACCCGCAACUUGGAAUACCAGCCACCAGAUAUGGAAAGUUUUGAACAGCAGCGAACACCAAGAUAAAGACUCAAUGUUGUUCGACAGUUCCAGUACUGCAUGUUUCAACUGCUCAUACGGGAAGCAAGAGAUGCUCAGCUGCUCUGUGGGCGAAGUCACGUCAGACAUGUUCUCAGUCUGUGAACCCCCUCCUGACACUGGCAACCAUGAUGUGAUUGUAAAAGCCAUCUGUGCAAUAGUGGUUUUCAUUAUUGUGGUGGUAUUGGUGCUCCUGUGUAGAUGCAGGAAAGGAAGACAAGCAGGAGAUGCAGCAGGAAGUGUGAGGCCUGAGUAAGGAGGUGAUGGUCCUCAAUGACAUGAAAGGAGGGAAAGAAGCAUCUUGAGUGGCGAACUGGCAAAGAAGAAUAUCUGAUUUUUAUCUUAAAAAUCUUACAUCUUCUAGAAUCUAGAAAAAACAAACUGUACGUAACUCAAAUGUACAUUACAUUUGUGACUGACUGGGAAUGAGCCAGUGUCGUCAAGACUUGGUGACUCACAAGGGACUGCAUCCUGUCAACAUUUCACUGACACUUGUGACUUUUAAGUGUUUGAGGAAGUAGUCAUUAGUAGUAUCAAUUUGUUGGUGAAGUACGAAGUGUCACACAACUGGCUUCGCAAAAAAAAUAAAAAAGGACUUUUCUUGUGGUUUUGUGAAGAGAUCGUCAUACUGGAAAACAGGGAAAUAAUACUUCCCAGCACGGUGAGAAAUACGAUCAAAGGAACAAAUGAUUGUAUUUAAAGCUGAAUUAACUAGAUGAAUUGUAUAUUUUACUGUUACACUGACCUCUAUGUGUAUGCUAAAUGUUGUUAUACUUGCAGUAUCACCCUUUUGGGCUGUGUUGCAUUUUUAAAUACAAUGUAUUGUUGUUGCACCUCAGGUUCCCUCAAAUAGUCAGGCAUUAAUGUUGUCUUUAGUGCUUGGCUUUGUGGAAAUACAUAUAUUUUUAUAUUUUAUAAUUAAAUAACAACAGAACAGUCCGUGUUUGUCCUGUCUGGCUAAAACAAUCAAAAGGUUCUGUAGUUCCCUAAUAUGUGUCCACUUCAGAGUUUGACUCCUUAAUUCAUUUUCAUCAGGGAUAAUAAUUAGCAGAAGCCAUUAAAAAAAAGUGUGUGACUGCAGAAACGAUGGCUGUUAAAAUACAGUGUUUGCACAUGCAUUUUGCACUUUGCUGCUUAAGCAACAUUUUCUGCAGUAUACUAUGCAGUUGAUUCCAGUAUUCCAAGAUACCAGGGGUGUAAUAAUGAAUACAUGAAGGGAAAGGGUUUAUUUUCAGUCAUUAGACUGCCGUUACCCUGAAAAUAAUAUUUUGGUAUUUUUAUCAAUGCUGUAAUAUUUUUCCUCAGCUUACUGUUCUCAUGUGAAAAAAACUGUAUACUUGCAUAAACGUUUAUAUUUUGCUACAUAUUUAUUUCAUGUGAUGUUUUUUUAAUAUAUUAAUAAUUUACUCUGUUUACACUGUCUUGUUAUUCAUCCUUCCUCGGAAUUACCAGACAGUUUCAGAACGCUGCUUUCAUUUCCUCAAUCUGUACGAAACACUGUUCUCUUUGACCUGUUUGUUUGGCAUUGCUUUUGAUUUUAUAAUAGCAUGUCUUUUGUCUUGUACGGAAAUGUACAACCAAUUAAACCCUUUUAAAAUUGAGUUUUUAUUGUCUUACAUUUUUGCUUGCUUCACUAAGUGGUCAGAAUAUCCUCCUUGAACUGCUGCAGUAGACUGUAUUCAGACAAUUUACUGAUUAAGAGUCUUGACUGGGGCUUACAAUGAUAGAAAUCCAUAAACAUUUUAAUGAAAUUAUUAACUUUUUUCCCCCACUUGCAAUAUAUUCAAUUGCCACUAGAUGUAGUACUAGCUCCAUAGAGGGAGGAUGACUCUCCUGCCGUCAUGGCUGAUAUAAAUUGCUGUUGUGCAUCCUGGAUAACAUCUGAUUAUUAUUUUGAACUACCACAUCUAUAAGCCUGAUUACAUUUGUCAUGAGCUAGCCUGCUAAAGCAACUUCAUUUCCGUCUGCCUUGAGAAUGAAACACUGUUUAUGCAUUCAGCACAUGAUGUAUAAUCAGAGCAAUGUGAACACAACCCUUUUGAACAGGAUACAUAAUGUCUCCCUGACCUCAGUAUGUAGUCACCUUCCAGGAGUGAAGCUGGGUAGCCCUUCCCUGGUUUACUGGAGUAAAAGAGAAGAUAAACAAGAGGAGGAAAGAGGAGAGGAUAGUAGACUGGAACUGAGGUGACGUCAAAGGAGGGAAAAGAAGAGGAGAUGUAUGGCCACUUGAGUCUAAUGCGUCUGUGAGUUUCCUGAGAAAAGAGACAAGAGAAUAUGUUUAAUGUCUAACAUAAAACAGAUAUAUGUAUAUCACAGCUAACUGUCUUAAUGUAUUUGUAUCUCUGUCUCACUUUUCUUCCUGUUAAACCUUUUCCUACCUCUCCAUUUGUUUUCUUCCCUCUUUUUCUCUUUGUCUCAUGAGUCACAGUGACAGACUGUCAGUCCACCUCUCUGCCCUGUGUUUACAUUGGGCAGCAGAGCUGCACCAGGCUUGUUGCACUUCAGGAAUGUAACCCCAAGGUCCCUGCCCUCCACCUCCUCCUCCUCCUCUUUUCCCUUCUCCCCAUCUUUUUCGUUCCCUCCUUCAUUCUUUUAUUCCCUCAUUGCAUGGACUCACUCCUUUCCCUUCUCCUCACUUUCCUUCUGUUCCUUCUUCUGUCAUUUCCCUUCUGCUCCUCUCCUCCCUCUAAUUAUCCUGUCCUCUGCCCCAUCACACCCCCCUCCCACCCCUCACAAGUUCCCUUCCUCUCCUUCUGCCACUAUUCUCUCUUCGUUCCCUAACGCACCCUUUUCUCCUUGGCCUUUCUCUCUUCCGAACCUCCACACCCCCUAGUCCCCUUUUUCUAUUCCCUCUUUAAAAUUCAGAGAGCAUUGUCCAAACUCACUUACAACACCC
Scomber scombrus (Atlantic mackerel) is the source of this 3501-nucleotide messenger RNA. RefSeq lists its product as uncharacterized. The transcript has 8 exons. Bases 7 to 861 code for a protein of 284 amino acids. Lineage: Eukaryota; Metazoa; Chordata; Actinopteri; Scombriformes; Scombridae. The record is from RefSeq and is a predicted model, not a curated record.